GAAAAGUUGCACCCAGGUACUUGCUCACCUCACCUCACCGAACCAUCUAGUCGUCCAGCUAUACCAGGUACUACUAGCUGGUAGGCGUUGCCCGAGUCGAUACGUCAGGCCCGUCACCAUACAGCCUUCGCUCGACCUCUAUUGAACAGGCGAUACUCCUCUCCUGUCACCCCGACGGCCAUUCGUCGUUGGGUCAGCAAUGUCCAGAGAUCGUUCGGGGUCUAAUCAAUCGAAACACAAGCUCUCACUCUCCUCUGGAAGCUCGGUCGGCCAGCAUCAGCGAGGCAAGAAGUCGGUCUCGUCCGCACAUGGCUCCAACCCUUCCGGUCAUAGGCAGACAGAGUCGGUGAUAUCGGGUUCCACGGUGGUCAGCCGGAAGAAAGUGACGACGGUACCUCCCUUUGCACGCCAUGAUCCUCCUUCACCCCCAACCUCUCCCCGGCUACAACCAACAUCGCCGACGGGCCCUAGCCACAACCCAGGAUUAUCGAUAACAUCCCUCGAACCCACAAUAAGCAACUCUUCCUUUGAUCCAUCACGUUCCCAGAGCCCAUAUGGUGGAUCUUUCGAGGCGGACGACCCCAACGUCCCAGCGUCAUGGUGGACGUUUGCUAUCCCUGGCCGGUACAAGGCUUUCCACGGGUUGCAAGCGGCUUGGCAUGAGACCGUACAGGCCAACGACCGGUUGAGGGCCGAAUCGGAGCAUCUGGGCAAGGAUUAUUUUGCCAAUAAACGGAGGAGGUCGAGUGCGGACACAGAGGCGCAGUCUGUUCGAGCAAGGCGAAGGUUGAGCACGAUCGCAGGAGAGGAUGGGGAUGCCUACGAGAUGGACGGCACGAUGACGCCUGGCAGGCUAGAGAUGGGGGUCAAUAACAAGGAGAAACGGAUGAGGUUCAAUACGCUCUCUCUGCCUGGCUCCCGGAGAGCUUCGACCGACAACAUAGGGCGACCCGGCACGCAGACACAUGAUCGGGCGUUCACGCUAGGACCCCCUAUCAAGGGAUCUCUCCUAUCGAGCGGGAAAAAGUACUCUUUCCUCCCAAGUAGAGCCCCGAACAGGUCCAAGUCGACCCCGACAUCACUGCACGACGACAUGCCCAACCCACUGAACGGUCCGAUCAUCGAAGGUGUCGCCGCGUCUGCUUCCCCUGUCGAUACCGAGAUGCCAGUCCCCAGGACACCAGAAAGGCCGACAUUAAACAUAGCCAUUCCUCCGCCGAUAUUUGCCGCGGGACCUCCUGGAUUCGGUUACCGACCGCCUUUCCAAGCUCUUUCUCCCCCAACCCCGGACGCUUGGGAUAGGCCGUACAGCGAUUAUCACGGUAGCCCUGCUCAAGCAUCCCGCACCGCUCAGAAAGGCAGUACCGCGGGUGCUGCUCACCCACCUCCUAGUCCCUGGAGCCAGCCCUACCAGUCCGCCGAUUAUGGCUUCCGAGGACAUGGACCUGACGAUAACGAACCUACCUUUUCUGGGGAUACGCUCGUCAAUAGCCGAGAGCGAGACGAUUAUCGUUACCGGGAAAAAGAUGGCAAGUGGCACAACCGCCGGAAGAAGAUGAAGGGCAAGGCGGCGCAGGCUACCGGAUGGAGCGCUUUGAGACGAAAGUUGAUCGAAGAAGGUUCCGGAGGCACGUUGAGGCAGAGAGCGAGAAAGUUCUUGAUCUUCGACGCGAGGAGUGCACUCUAUAUGCGUCUGUUCGGCAGUGCAUGCGUCAUCAUCGCUUUGGUCCUCUCCAUCCUCAACUAUCGCUUCGAACAGAGGAUCGGUACCGCGGGCAUCGUCGGCUCGUCUCCUCUUUUGACUAUCGGUUAUGCUUCGAUCACAAUCGUGCACCAGAUCGUAGCGUUGUGGCGCGAGUCUUUUGGUCGUCCUAUCGGACUGUGGGGACUGAGAAGCAAAAUCGUCUGGGUCUGCGGUGAUCUGUUCUUCAUUGCCCUCUGGUCAUCUGAUUUGUCUCUCACCAUCUCAGACUACAUGUCCACACCCCUCCUGUGCACUUCAUCUUCACCUUGGUGGUCAAGUAUACCUCAAUUCGAACUCCCUACCAGCGUGACGACUUCGCGAGACACGGACGACGUCUGCAAGCGUCAAGCUGUGCUGGUCGCUUUCGUCCUCCUCACUACGGUCAGCUACGUUGCCAACAUGGUCUUGAGCCUCUUCCGAAUUAUGGAGAGGAUUCGGGUCGUGGCCAAGCAAGCUGAACGGACAGGGCCCCCGAAUUUCGAACACUGACGAAUUGCGUCUGCAACAACCCACGACAUAUACCCCUAUACCCAUUACUUGUAUCCUUUCGGCUUCGCAUAUUCGCUCAAUCUCGGCAACUCCGAUGUACGACAGACAUUCUUGGUUGUAUAUACGAGGGCAACACCUGCUAUUCAUGCUGUAAUGUCAGGUAAUAAGUAUUCAAGCCCAUAUGAACGGCCC
Filobasidium floriforme is the source of this 2425-nucleotide messenger RNA. RefSeq lists its product as uncharacterized. Gene Ontology annotation, cellular component: cell periphery; fungal-type vacuole. The record is from RefSeq and is a predicted model, not a curated record. The transcript is spliced from 4 exons. NCBI's taxonomy places the organism in Eukaryota, Fungi, Basidiomycota, Tremellomycetes, Filobasidiales, Filobasidiaceae. Bases 200 to 2233 code for a protein of 677 amino acids. Gene Ontology annotation, biological process: positive regulation of catalytic activity.